AUGUCCUAUCUACCAAUGACCCCUAGGCUGGAAGCCAUCCCCGUCGACCGUCGCAAUCUAGACUCCACUGUGAUAUACCGAUCCCCACCUCGUCCUUCGGACACGAAAGAUCGGGACGAAACAGUUAUUGUCGAGAUCUCCGACGAUGAAUCUGAUACUGAUCCACCUCCUCGAUUCUCGCCUCCUCGACCUUCUUUUCGCCGAAAGCCACCAAGAAGAGCCUCAACAGUCUCCUCGGCUAGUGACGCUGAUGUCUCGGAUACGGAGUUUGCGCUCGAGCCUCGUCUUGCUCUUCCUGCCCGAACCCUCAAGCGAACAUGGACGCCCGGUAGCCCCUUGACCUCCUCACCACAGAUACAGGCCACGGAAACUGGAAAGCGCCGUGCAAAUCUGCUCUCCUCUCAUGCUCUGACUGGGCCGCAUAGCACAGAUGUUGGCCAUGGUUUGCCACUGCCUGAGCGACCCAAGCGAGAUGGUACUGCGUCCAAACCAGGCAAUGCUGUUUUUAGUGCGAACACUGCCCGACAACAUUACGCAAAGUCUGAGAAGAAGAAUAAGAAGAAAGCAGCGCACCAUCCACCGUACUACGUCGACGGCCGGGUUGGCCUCACAAUGUACCGAGGGCCAGGGUACGAGCGCUUUCCCGUUGUACUUGGCACUGUGGAAGGACAGCAGGAGCUGUGUAAUAAGUGGGAUGCAGAGCAGGCUUUCAAGCUGGAGAAAAAAGCGGCGAAGUUACGGCAGGCAUUCCGGGCUGCGUACAUCAUCCAUGACUCGGAUUCCGAUUCAGGCGACGACGAAACAGCGGGCGAUGGGAAGACCGCGUUCGAAAAGAGGUGCCUUGCUAGUGUUAUCGAGGUCUUUCCGGACAUAGAACGCGCAUAUGUCGAAAAGAAGAUUCAAGAUGCUCCUCCACAGCCCCAAUAUUUCGACGAACAUGACCAGGAGAUUAUCGACACUGGGGCCCCGCCCCUUGCCACACGCAUCAUAACCGAGAUCUUGGAGAUGCAAUCCUAUCCAACACAACGUCCUACCAAUUCGAUGGCCGCUGGUAAGGGAGCUGCCGAUGACGGUACUGGUAUCACCAUCACCUGGGACAGAAACCUUCCAAAGGACCAGAUGUACACGAAAGAUGCCAUCAUUCUGCUUGGAAAGCAUUUCGUGAAUGUCCCUUCUCAUUACAUCACCCAAGUGGUAGGGCAAACAAAUUCCAUCUUCGACUCAUAUGUCACUAUCCAGGGACAAGAAGACCAGUAUUAUUCGCUCGAGCCCAGACCCUACACGCGCCGCGUCAAAUCAAAAGCUGACCUCGAAAAAAAGUACAAACUGUUACCAGGCGACCGCCGCAUCCCGGAAGAGUACGCCAACAGAGUCAACGAACUGCAGGCAGCCAAGCAAUUUGUCGCCCGCGAGGCAAUCAAGUACGCGGUCAAGAGGGCCAAGGAUGAGGCUGAGGCUUUAAACCUGGCAGAACACGUCAAGACCGGCGCCAUCGUGGAAUGCCAGUGCUGCUUCGACAUGGAAACUCCUCUUAACCGCAUUGUCCCUUGUAUGGCAGAUGUUCCGCAUUUCUUCUGCUUCACCUGUGUCGAAGGCCAGGCUGACAAUCAGAUUGGGAUGAUGAGAUAUGAAAUGUGCUGUAUGGACGCUGGUGGCUGUACCGCGGAGCUUUCUCACGAAGAUGUUGGGAAGGCUGUCCCGAUCACCACCUUUGACCGCCUGGAACUCAACAAGCAACAAGCCGAGAUCAUGGCCGCCAAUAUUGACGGUCUCGAGCAGUGUCCCUGCUGUGAAUACAAAGCGAUUUGCCUGGAUGUGGUACAGGAACCCAUCUUCCUUUGCCAAAAUCCAGAGUGUUCUCGCGCAACCUGCAGGAGAUGUCAGAAGGACAGCCACGCUCCAAAGUCCUGUGUGGAGAACAGUCGCGACAAGAUUUUGUCCGCCAGACAUCUGGUGGAAGAGGCCCGGUCGGAAGCCAUUAUUCGAACGUGUCCCAGAUGCAAAGCCAAAAUCCUCAAGGACUUUGGGUGCAACAAAAUGACAUGCGCCAGAUGCAGCUGCCGCAUGUGUUAUGUCUGCAAUGCCGACAUAACGCAUGCUCCCGGCGAUUCUUACUCCCAUUUCGGGGGUGAAUGUACCCUGUAUGACAAAAAUGGAAUCAAUCGACACGAAAAAGAAGCGAACGAGGCAGAAAAAGACGCUAUCAGCAAAGCCAAAGCCAUGGAUGCAGAGCUUGAUGAAACCAAGUUGCGCAUUGAUACUGGCCAACCCAGUAAACGCUCUCCAUCUUCAGCCUUGCUAAAUCAUCCCGCCGCCGACGUGUUCCUGCGAGACUUGAAUAAUCGGGCUGGCCGUCUCAAUCCUGCACAGACACACCUUCGCUUCUUACAGGACCGUGUCGAACGUCUCCAAGCUCUGCGCCCAGAUCGUGAGCUCGAGGAUAUCCUGGCCGGAAUUCAACGCACACGUGUACAAGAGGGACAACCACCAAUGAAUCCAAGGGAACGUCUUCGACAAUUGGUUGACCUUCAUAGACGAGCACAACUGAACCAGGAACGGCAUCAACCUCGUUUUGAUGCACAACCGCAGCAACUUGCACCGGCAGCUCCUGGCGUACCGGCGUACAACCAAAUGCGAGCUGCUCUCCACCCCACGGUCAACAUGCCUAUUCUGCUUCCUCCCAUGCCAACAGAGACGGGGGGCGCUGCGUUUAAGAAAUCCCAAUAA
This is a messenger RNA of Fonsecaea erecta, 2727 nucleotides long. RefSeq lists its product as hypothetical. The transcript is spliced from 2 exons. The coding region runs from base 1 to 2727 and encodes 908 amino acids. The record is from RefSeq and is a predicted model, not a curated record. NCBI's taxonomy places the organism in Eukaryota, Fungi, Ascomycota, Eurotiomycetes, Chaetothyriales, Herpotrichiellaceae.